AUGCGCAGGAUCACGGGAAGUGGGAGACUAAUGUCAUUAGACUCAUCCUCGGUUUGGACGAAGGACCUCAAGACAACUGAGGCUGGAAGACGUCGGCAGCGACGUAUGCAUCAAUGCGAGCAUUGUGAUAAACAAUUUGAUAGACCGUCAUUGCUCAAACGUCACACGUUGACUCAUACAGGUGAACGCCCAUUCGAGUGCCGAUUUUGUUCCAAAGGAUUCUCCACUCGUAGUGGAGUGAAUACACACGAGCGUACGCACACAGGUCAACGACCGUAUGUUUGUCGGAUUUGCGGACGACGUUUCGCCGCCGGAUCCAAUCUGAUUUUUCACAAAUAUACACAUAGCAAUACAAGACGUCAUCAGUGCUCUCAGUGCCCGAAAGCGUUCGUUACACCGGGGGAUUUACGCAAGCAUGAGUACACUCAUAACGGUCAGUGGCCAUUCCGUUGUUCCAUUUGUGAUCGUGGGUUUGCAACCGAGCGAAAUUUGAAAUCGCACGAAGUGACACACACGGAACCUUCAUCGGAUGAUGGUGAAAGCCGAAUUCAACAAACAAAACAGCGAACAAUUGAGACUCCCGCAUCCAGUUUAGCAGAAUCAUCACCUCAACCGCGGAACACAUUCGCACGCUCGGCUGGCCUCGGGCCUCGUCAGGAUAGGAUCUAUUCCGGUUCACCGAAACAAACUUUUACCCACUCACCAAGAACGUAUUCCGAUCCAAGCUUAGCACAAACGAGUCCAGAACCGCCCUCACCAGGUUAUCACAGACCGCUCAUGAAUCAAUACAGACCACUAUCUGGAAGGGUAUUGAAUGAACCGAAUCAUUGUUCGGCAUUUUCGGCACCAACCAGAAAACCGCGACCAUUAGAACCUUUGCCAGUUGCAAAUAGUUCAGAAUCAGCGGAGUUUGUUUGGUUCUAUGAACGAUACAAAGCUUACUAUCAUUACUACAUUAGUAAUAUGGCAAACCAGACCCAAACACAACCAACAUGUAUCGGGUUGCCUGGUACAACGGUCUCAACAAUGAUCUCAUCCCAAUCGAUUGCUCCAAUAAGUCCACCGGUUUCGUGGUCUCCGGCGUACAAUCUGACCGUUUCACCAACGUCAACUGGUCUACUGUAUGCGAACCAACCCGCUAUGCUUAGUUCCCCGUUGUCAGCACAGGCACCCUUGCAGGGACCGAGCAUAGGCGGCUUCGUAACAGCUCAUCCCGGUGGAUUUCAACCCCCUAUCGAUAGAGAAUUUUCACAAUGUCUGCACUGGAAUCCGUUGCCUCAGGCUCUGUUACCCAGCAGCAACAACAACAAUAUGAAUAACAGUAUUACUACUAAUAGCAGUAGUGUAGGCAAUGGUGGCCAGAUUACCACAGAGAAUGGAGCGUUGGAUUACACACUAGACACUUUAUCCAAAUCACAACAACAACGAGGCUGA
Molecule: messenger RNA, 1434 nt
Organism: Echinostoma caproni
Lineage: Eukaryota; Metazoa; Platyhelminthes; Trematoda; Plagiorchiida; Echinostomatidae
Source: the annotation of a GenBank genome assembly